AUGACUCCGCAAGAAAUCAACACAUCUGUAGCCACAAAAUCCUCCGAUGCAUCACUCAACCCCGCCAAAGACUCGCCCGUGAAUUUGUCGCCAAAAACGGACGAACUCUCAAACAUUACGGUAGCAGUGCUAGACUCGGACUCUUUUCGUCCGCAAACCGUUCAAUUCUCCCUACCCUCGCCAACUAAUACUGUAUCUACAAGUCCAAUAACCCUCCAGUGCAUGGAACUACCGUCUGAUAUUCUUGUCGCGCUCAAGGAUCGCAAGCGAGAAAUGGAAGACUUGGCAAUAGUAAACAAGGACUUUUUCGAAUUGAUUAGAUGUUACUUGGACGAGGAUGAAGUGUGGGAAAAGUUUGUGACACUGUUGUACACACCGAGAGAAGUACUCCCGGACGGUGAAUGGAUGGAUGCAGUGGCCAAGUACCUACGACCCAAUCGACCAUUGUUUGAAAGAUUCCGUGAAAUGGUUGGUUACGAUUUAGAGACGGAUCUGAGCGAUCCAGAGAAUGAUGAAGAGCAAGAGGCUGUCGAUCACGCAGACGAGGGCGAGGACGACCGUGACGACGACGAUGGCUACGGCUACGGGAGGGAUGCGGGUAUCAGACAGAUCAGGGACUAUCCGGAAAAGUUGGCUAGUUUUGAAGAAACAUAUCCGAAAUUUUUCGACAAUUUAAGGAGGUUUUUGAGUUACGAAUGUCGACGUGGAAUGUACAAUACCGAGCGGAGGUCUUCGUCUGCUUCACUAAUCUCACCGACUUCACCAUCAUUCGCCUCGCAUAUAUCGGCAUCAUACAAGCGUGAUACGUCCCGUUCCAAUUCUCCCCCUUCUCCCGCGACGAAUAUACAUUCUCGUCAAUUUCCCGACUAUGAUUCCGACGACAACGACAACACUCCCGAGUCUCUGGUCAACCACUUGAUAUCAUCUCAGAUAACUGAACAAGCAAUCGAGGAUACAGAUCUGUAUAAUAGAUUUUUAGAUAUAUUUUUCACGUCUAGACGUUUGAUGAAUGAUGAUGAAUGGGAGAAUGCAGUGUAUGAUAUACUGUCUGACUGCCCUGAUUUACUGAGUGAAUUGGAGGAUAUCGUGAAAUACGAUAUUGAUAUGCAGGGCGACUAUGUCGAACUGGUUGGGUAUGAAAAAGGAAUAAUCGAGUAG
Molecule: messenger RNA, 1158 nt
Organism: Paraglomus brasilianum
Lineage: Eukaryota; Fungi; Glomeromycota; Glomeromycetes; Paraglomerales; Paraglomeraceae
Source: the annotation of a GenBank genome assembly